AUCUCUAUAUGAACAGCCUAAAAUUUGUUUAAAUUCCCAAUUGUUUUUUCUUUUCUUGAUAGAUCGUGAAGUCUCAGUCUUGAGGAACAGAUAAGCGGUUUUUUUACAGUCGGUGGUGAAAGAAACAAGAAGGUCCAACUAUGGUGACUCAUCGUUUCACUCUGCUUCUCAUUGCCGUCGUUAUCGGGAUCUUCUCCUCAUUUUCUCAGGUCCGCGCAACAAGUGAAACCAACUUCAGGAUCGAAUCAAUCUCCUCGUCGUUCGCAACGGAUCUUGCAACUCUGCAGAAGCACAUUGGCUACGAGUUUAACAACACCAACCUUCUUCGGCGUGCUAUGACUCAUGCUUCCUUCUCUCAAGAGAACAACAAAGCCCUGAGUAUCUUUGGAACCCAUAUCAUUGAAACCUCAGUCUCUCUUCAAUUCCUCUCUAAAAAUAUCGAUAUCUCGUCCAAAGUUUUGGCUCAUUUGAUAUCAGAUGUUGCAAAUGUGGAUUCCUCAUGUGCUCUUGACGGAAACCGGUUGGGUUUGGAGAGGAUAAUUAGGGUUUCUCCCAAGACAGAUGCAUCAAACUCGGCCAUCGUUUGUGCUGGCUUUAGGGCAAUCUUUGGAGCUAUUGCUACUGAUUCUGGAAUGGUUGAUGAGGCCAUCAAGGUUUUCUGGAAAGUCCAUGGAGAUCGGGCUGGAAAACUAGUGUCUACGUUGUAAAUUAGAGCUUUAAAGUCUGUGUUUUUUCUUUGGAAGUUCUAUGAGAAUCUACUUUUAGGCUUGCUUUCUCUUUUUUCUGUGUGAUGACCAAAACAAAAUAUUGGUUGAUGUUAUGAGUGAUGUAAGGGACCGUUUGACUAUGCCCACUGCAAUGAAAUGUUUCAACUUUUAACUAAA
Eutrema salsugineum is the source of this 884-nucleotide messenger RNA. RefSeq names its product protein NUCLEAR FUSION DEFECTIVE 2. The transcript is spliced from 3 exons. The coding region runs from base 141 to 707 and encodes 188 amino acids. Gene Ontology annotation, biological process: RNA processing. The record is from RefSeq and is a predicted model, not a curated record. Lineage: Eukaryota; Viridiplantae; Streptophyta; Magnoliopsida; Brassicales; Brassicaceae. Gene Ontology annotation, molecular function: ribonuclease III activity.